CAACAACAACUACUACUGAAAUACCAACUACCCAGUCGACAACCACUACCACUGAAACACCGACUACCGAAUCAACAACAACCACUACUGAGACACCCACUACCGAAUCAACAACAACUACCACUGAAACACCGACUACCGAAUCAACAACCACUACUACUGAAAUACCAACUACCCAGUCAACAACCACUACUACUGAAACACCAACUACCCAGUCAACAACCACUACCACUGAAACACCGACUACCGAAUCAACAACCACUUCUACUGAAAUACCAACUACCCAGUCAACAACCACUACUACUGAAACACCAACUACCCAGUCAACAACCACUACCACUGAAACACCGACUACCGAAUCAACAACCACUUCUACUGAAACACCAACUACCCAGUCAACAACCACUACCACUGAAACUCCAACUACCGAAUCAACAACAACUACUACUGAAAUACCAACUACCCAGUCGACAACCACUACCACUGAAACACCGACUACCGAAUCAACAACAACCACUACUGAGACACCCACUACCGAAUCAACAACAACUACGACUGAAACACCGACUACCGAAUCAACAACCACUACUACUGAAAUACCAACUACCCAGUCAACAACCACUACUACUGAAACACCAACUACCGAAUCAACAACAACCACUACUGAGACACCCACUACCGAAUCAACAACAACUACUACUGAAAUACCAACUACCCAGUCAACAACCACUACCACUGAAACACCGACUACCAAAUCAACAACAACCACUACUGAGACACCCACUACCAAAUCAACAACAGCUACCACUGAAAAACCAACUUCUGAAUCAAUGACAACUAGUACUCCAUUACCUGGAACCACUAUCUUUACAUUAACAACAACUACCUCAUUAUUAUCCAAAACAACGACUACUAUACGAGCGACAACAACGUAA
This is a messenger RNA of Rotaria sp. Silwood2, 935 nucleotides long. The record is from the annotation of a GenBank genome assembly. NCBI's taxonomy places the organism in Eukaryota, Metazoa, Rotifera, Eurotatoria, Philodinida, Philodinidae.